Messenger RNA from Astyanax mexicanus (Mexican tetra), 1214 nucleotides. RefSeq names its product cationic amino acid transporter 2-like. Lineage: Eukaryota; Metazoa; Chordata; Actinopteri; Characiformes; Acestrorhamphidae. The transcript is spliced from 9 exons. Gene Ontology annotation, biological process: amino acid transport; transmembrane transport. Gene Ontology annotation, cellular component: plasma membrane. Gene Ontology annotation, molecular function: amino acid transmembrane transporter activity. The record is from RefSeq and is a predicted model, not a curated record. Bases 1 to 1158 code for a protein of 385 amino acids.
AUGAGAUAUGUGAUUAAUUCAGGUGAUAUUGCGAACUGGCAGCUAACUGAGGAGGACAUCAUCAACGCCACAGUCUCAGUAAACUCGAGUAUAAACUCCACUGUUCCGGUGAAUUACGGAGUGGGAGGAUUCUUCCCGUUCGGGUUUGAGGGAACGUUAGCGGGAGCCGCUACCUGCUUCUAUGCCUUCGUGGGAUUUGACUGUAUCGCCACUACAGGUGAGGAGGUCCAGAACCCCCAGAGGUCCAUCCCGAUCGGUAUCGUAGCUUCUCUGCUCAUCUGCUUUGUGGUGUAUUUUGGCGUGUCUGCCGCUCUCACGCUGAUGAUGCCGUACUACCAGCUGAGCGUUCAGAGCCCGCUGCCCGUAGCCUUCACCCACGUGGGCUGGGAUCCGGCCAAGUACGUUGUAGCUGUGGGAUCACAGUGUGCGCUUUCCACCAGUCUGCUGGGGAUGAUGUUCCCGAUGCCCCGGGUCCUGUUCGCCAUGGCUAGAGACGGACUGCUCUUCAAACCUCUGAGUAACAUCAGCUCCCGCCAGAGUCCCGUCAUCGCCACCCUCACCUCAGGAGUCGCGGCAGCUAUCAUGGCUCUGGUGUUUGAUCUGAAGGCUCUGGUGGACAUGAUGUCCAUUGGGACACUGUUUGCCUACACCCUGGUGGCCAUCUGUAUCCUCAUCCUCAGAUACCAAGCAGAUCCAAAUGAGAUGAACUACAAGCAGAAGUGGAAUCUUCUACGGCCGCCGUCUUCACCAACCUCAACAAGUUCAAGCGUCGUGUCGUACCUGACCAUCUGCACCAUUGCUCUUGCAGUGGUUCUGAGUGUGAUCCUGACUAAGGGAAUACAGUCGGUGGGCGAGUGGUGGAUGAUCCUGAUCAUCACCGUAGCUCUGCUGUGUCUACUCAUCACCGUUAUCAUCAUCUGGAGGCAACCACAGAGCGGCGUCAAAGCUGCCUUCAUGGUUCCUCUGCUGCCGGUGCUUCCUGUGGUUAGCACCUUUGUGAAUGUUUAUCUGAUGGUUCAGCUGGGAGCAGAUACGUGGAUCCGCUACGCCGUCUGGAUGGCAAUAGGUCUGCUGAUCUAUUUCGGGUAUGGAGUUUGGCACAGCGUCCAGAAGAAGCGUGAAGAAGCUCCUCCCCGACUGAUAGAAACGGCUCUGUAACGACUCUGCCUCAAACCAAGCUCUAAACUGAGUCACACACACACACACACACACAC